Molecule: messenger RNA, 4898 nt
Organism: Hypanus sabinus (Atlantic stingray)
Lineage: Eukaryota; Metazoa; Chordata; Chondrichthyes; Myliobatiformes; Dasyatidae
Gene: atp8a2
Product: ATPase phospholipid transporting 8A2
Exons: 37
Coding region: 63-3578 (1171 amino acids)
Biological process (GO): phospholipid translocation; neuron development
Cellular component (GO): plasma membrane
Molecular function (GO): ATP binding; magnesium ion binding; ATP hydrolysis activity
Source: RefSeq, a predicted model, not a curated record
GCAAAGAACCCGCUGCUGGAGGACACGAGCAUGACUCUGACAGCCGGCGUUUCCCCAGAAAGAUGCCAUUCCCGAGGAAAUCAAAAAAAGUCCACUCGGUAGCAGGCUGUUCAUCUUUGGACUACCAGAAAGCUGAUGAUGAGAUGUCUAGCACUGCAAAUACAGAGUUGGAUCAAGCAGCAAGAGUUAUUAACAUUAACCUACCUCAGAUAACUAAAUUUUGUGAUAAUCAUAUCAGCACAGCAAAAUACAGCGUGAUAACAUUCCUGCCUCGCUUCUUGUACGAACAGAUCAGAAGAGCUGCAAAUGCUUUCUUUCUGUUUAUAGCCUUAUUACAACAAAUUCCAGAUGUGUCUCCUACAGGAAGAUAUACAACUUUGAUGCCACUUAUCUUCAUUCUCUCAGUUGCUGCCAUCAAAGAGAUCAUUGAAGAUUAUAAAAGACAUAAAGCUGAUAAUGAUGUCAACAAGAAGAAAAUAAAAGUUUUGAAAGAUGGCAAGUGGGAGAUGGUUAUUUGGAAAGAGGUUGUGGUGGGGAAUUUUAUAAUGGUCACCAAUGGACAACGUCUUCCAGCUGACAUUCUCAUUGUCUCCACUAGUGAGCCACAGGCAAUGUGCUACAUUGAAACGUCAAAUCUGGAUGGCGAAACGAAUCUCAAAAUAAGACAGGGUUUGCCAUCAACUGCAAAUGUGCAAUCCACUGCAGAUUUAAUGAAAAUGUCUGGGAAUUUGGAAUGUGAUGCUCCCAAUCGACAUCUCUAUGACUUCACUGGCAAUCUCCGAAUUGGGGACCAUCGCCCUGUUCCUGUAGGACCCGACCAAAUUUUGUUGAGAGGUGCACAACUGAAGAACACGCAAUGGAUUUAUGGGCUUGUAGUAUAUACUGGACAUGAUACAAAGCUGAUGCAGAAUUCAACCAAGGCACCGUUGAAGAGAUCCAACGUUGAAAAGGUUACAAAUAUGCAGAUUCUGAUUCUCUUCUGUAUUUUACUGGUUAUGUCUCUGGUGAGCGCCGUGGGCACUGAGAUUUGGAACAAACAACACAAUACUUCCGACUGGUACCUGAACAUGAGCAGUGGUACCACACCUAAUUUUGGGUACAACCUUCUCACCUUCAUCAUUCUGUACAACAACCUUAUUCCAAUCAGUUUGUUGGUAACCUUGGAAGUAGUUAAGUUUACACAAGCUCUUUUCAUUAACUGGGAUAUGGAUAUGUAUCUGUCAGAAACAGAUACACCAGCAAUGGCCAGAACUUCUAAUCUGAAUGAGGAGCUUGGCCAGGUAAAAUACUUAUUUUCAGAUAAAACUGGUACAUUAACUUGCAACGUCAUGGCAUUUAAGAAAUGUUCCAUUGCUGGAACUGCAUAUGGUCACAUCAUGGAUUCUGAUGCAGAACGGUCUUCAGAUGACUUGGGACACAUGCUUACGUCCAAGGAAUCAGCUGAAUUUGAUGAUCCAACAUUAAUAGAUAACAUCGUCAAUGGGCAUCCAACUGCCAAUGAAAUCCAGGAAUUUCUCAUUAUGAUGGCAAUUUGCCAUACAGUUGUUCCUGAAACGGACGGCAAUGAUGUUAAGUACCAGGGCUCAUCACCAGAUGAAAAUUCAUUGGUAAAAGCGGCAAAGAAGCUUGGAUUUGUUUUCACUGCAAGAACGCCAGAUUCUGUCGUUAUAGAUGUUAUGGGAAAAGAGCAGAUAUAUGAGCUUUUGAAUGUUCUGGAAUUUUCCAGCAACAGGAAGCGAAUGUCAGUGAUUGUUAGGAUACCAUCAGGGAAUAUCCGACUAUACUGUAAAGGAGCAGAUAAUGUCAUUUUUGAAAGACUUUCUGAAUUGUCAAAUUACAAAGUUCAGACAUUGAAUCAUCUUGAUCAGUUUGCUGCAGAAGGUUUAAGGACGUUGUGUUUUGCAUAUACUGACCUGGAAUUUCAUGAUUAUAAGCAGUGGACUCAAGUUUAUCAUGAAGCUAGCACAUCUCUUCAGAACAGAGCCAGCAAGCUUGAGGAAUGCUAUGAACUCAUUGAAAAGAACUUGUUGCUACUUGGAGCAACUGCCAUUGAAGAUCGUCUUCAGAAUGGAGUACCUGAAACCAUCUCAACGUUAAUGAAAGCUGGAAUUAAAAUAUGGGUCCUUACUGGCGAUAAGCAAGAGACUGCAAUUAAUAUAGGUUAUUCAUGCAAGCUUUUAUGCCAAAAUAUGACACUGCUAAUAGUGAAUGAAGAUUCUUUGGAUGAAACCAGAGACACAAUUAAUCGUCACUGUGAAGACCUGGGUGAAUCCUUGAAGCAAGAGAAUGAACUUGCCCUUAUCUUAGAUGGAAAUACAUUGAACUACGCUCUUUCAUAUGAAGUUCAAAAUUCAUUUUUAGAUCUGGCUUUAUCUUGUAAAGCUGUUAUCUGCUGCAGAGUCUCACCUCUCCAGAAAUCAGAAAUUGUACAAAUGGUCAAAAAGAAUGUUAAUGCCAUCACUCUAGCGGUUGGAGAUGGAGCCAAUGAUGUGGGGAUGAUUCAGACUGCGCAUGUUGGAGUAGGAAUUAAUGGCAACGAAGGCUUGCAGGCCACCAACUCCUCUGAUUACUCCAUAGCACAGUUUUCGUAUUUAGAAAAACUUUUACUGGUCCAUGGAGCCUGGAGUUACAUCCGAGUGACAAAGUGCAUCCUCUACUGCUUUUACAAAAAUGUGGUGCUGUAUAUAAUUGAGCUUUGGUUUGCAUUUGUCAAUGGAUUUUCAGGGCAGAUUCUCUUUGAGCGAUGGUGUAUCAGCCUCUAUAAUGUGAUUUUCACUGCUUUACCUCCCUUCACAAUGGGCAUUUUUGAAAGGACUUGUAGCCAAGACAACAUGCUGCGAUUCCCACAACUUUAUAAGAUUUCCCAGAAUGCAGAUUGCUUCAACACAAAGGUUUUCUGGGGUCACUGCAUAAAUGCGUUGAUCCAUUCCAUCAUUCUCUUCUGGAUUCCACUAAAGACACUUGAACAAGAUUCAAUUUUUAUGAGUGGAUAUGCUAUGGACUACUUAGUUCUUGGGAACAUUGUUUAUACAUAUGUCGUUGUAACUGUGUGUUUGAAAGCUGGCUUUGAGACAACUGCAUGGACAACGUUCAGUCACUUGGCAGUGUGGGGCAGCAUAUUGUUGUGGUUGAUCUUUUUGGCUGUCUACUCUGUUUUCUGGCCCACCAUACCUCUGGCACCAGACAUGCUUGGACAGGCUGAGAUGAUCAUGAAAUGUGCAGCAUUCUGGUUUGGACUGAUUCUUGUGCCCAUUGCCUGUUUGUUAAAAGAUAUAUUUUGGAAAGCAGGUUGGCAUACUUACCGUAAGACUUUAUUGGAGGAGGUUCAGGAGCUAGAGGCACGAUCCCAAGAUCCUUCAAAGGCUGUAUUGCGUGAUGUCAGUGCAAAGAGCCUGAAUGAGCGUGCCUAUUUGCUGAAGAGAGUGUUUAAAAGAAGUUCUUCAAGCCUUGCUCGGGCCCACCCCAGUUACCGUGUGUCACAUGGGUAUGCUUUUUCUCAAGAGGAAAAUGGUGUGGUUUCACAGAGAGACUUAAUCCGUUCAUAUGAGACCCACAAAGUGAAAUUAACUGCAGACUGACCAGAGUUACCUUCUUCAAGUAUUGGACUGAUUAGCAAUUCCUGAGCGUGCUGAUCAUCAGUACUGUUCGUAAUCAGUGAUAUUUAAGAGAAAAAAAAAUCCUCUUACUUGUGGCCUUAGCCAAAAAGAUGGAUUUAUAUAGAUUCUCUUCUGAAAUUUAAUCCUGUAUUUUGCGUUGCUGUUUUGGUCAGACUGAAAUAAUGUUUUAUAUAUACAUGAAAUAUAGCUGCUUAUAAAAAAUAAUUGUUGAAAAGUGCUGUGCCUUUAGGUGGAAUGGAACAGAACUGCCACUCCUUACCCCACACCCUCCCACCCAACCUCUCAAAGUCUCACAGGUUCAAAACAUCUUUUAUCUGUACUGGAGCUGAAGGAUGGAGUGGGUGAGGUAUUUGUAUAUUUAAUUCAUUUGGCCCACAGCAUCUGAAUUUUCACUGCAAUUUCUUGGCAGUGGGAGGAUGGGGACACAUAGACCCUGCCAUUGGAAGUUGGUGAAUGCCUUUGAGAUCUCGUAUUUGUUAUAAAAAGAAAGUACAUACACAGCUGUUCAACUUGUCAUACAAUAGUAACAUAUGAGCAACCUAGCUGUAUCUCAAAAAAAACUAUAGACGAUCAGAAUGAGCUCAUAUCCCAGACUUGCUAUUUAAAUCACUGGGAUUCCUGUUGGUCUGCCUAAUGCUUUUGUGAUAUUCUGAUGUAUUAUAAUAUUACCAAACAAUGUUUUGUGCAGCAAUCUAAUUACCAAAUGCAGAAAAAUCUAAUUACCAAAUGCAGAUAAAUGGUAUGUUACCCUUUUUGGGAAAAUAUCAUCUUUGAUGGUUUGGAACACAUAUGUGACUUAAUCUGCAUGUGUUCGGUUGUUCAGAUAGAGAGGUGUAAUGUAAAUCACUACCCACUGCUUCUCACUUACUGAACAACUGACUUGGACUUCCUUCUAGGGAAUAACUAAGUGAUCUUCCCAUAUGAUAUGAGCCCCAACUGAAACUGUUGUUCCUAUCUCAUUUCUGGCCUCUAUCCCCCUGCUAGGUAUUUUGCAAUAGACUGCAGUAGCUGCUAUUUCAACAGAGCUGAAUCUGUGGCUCAUGAAUAUCUGGAGAAAAUGAAUGCCCCAUUAUUUAUCCCCAGUAUGCAUUUAAAAACCAAGUAUGUUCAUAGUUUAGAAGUCAACUGAAGUCCAAAGAUAAAUCCUGUCUGAGCCACAGCUAUUACUUUUUAAAAUUAAUUCUAAGGGCAUUUAGAAUUAGACUCAAGUUACAUUUUUUAAAUAUACAGUACCUUCUAUAAGAAUUAUUCUAUAAAUAUUGAAUUAAAGCAACAAAAAUU